This is a messenger RNA of Adineta steineri, 1062 nucleotides long. Lineage: Eukaryota; Metazoa; Rotifera; Eurotatoria; Adinetida; Adinetidae. The record is from the annotation of a GenBank genome assembly.
AUGACACGUCGAUCAGAUCUACCAAUUAUUUCAUCAUGGGAUAAGAAUUCUGAUUUCUUAUAUAAUUAUAAUAGUGCUUUUAUGCCAAUGAAGGAUGAUUCAAAUGCAGUGACACUUUUAGUACGUGUUCAAGAUUUACUUGACAAUAGUUCGAUUUAUAAUGUUGGACCAAGUAAAAUAGCAGUUAGUCGAAGUAUUGAUGCUAAUCAUCUGAAAUAUUCACAUGUAAGACAUGAAGAUAUUAUUAUUGAUAUUGAUCAAGAUUAUCAAGCUCUAGGAGCUGAAGAUCCACGUGUAGUUCUCCAUAAUGGAGUUUAUUAUUUAUAUUAUACAGCUGUAAGCAAAGUGGAGGGUGAUCGUUGGCGUGCUCAAUUAGCGUUGGCUACUUGUGAAAACGAUUGUUUAACUAAACAAAAUUGGAAACUACAUGGUCCUUUAUUUCCUGAAGUAUUUUGGUGUAAAAGUGGAAGUUUAUUAAUUCAUAAUGAUACUCAUCGUUAUUUAUUUUUCAAUGAUUCAAAUAUUGCUAUAGCCCGAACAAAUGAUCUUCAUCAAUAUAGUUUAACAAAUGAUUUUCUUUUACGUACACGAUCAGAUCAUUUUGAUUCUGAACUUGUUGAAGCUGGUCCUGAACCAUUAAAAUUAAGUGAUAAUAAUUAUUUAUUUCUUUAUAAUUCAGCACGAAAAACAACUAUUCCAACUCCAAAACCUGGCUGGGAACUUCAAUAUAAUUUAGGUUGGGCAAUAUUAAAUGGUAAUGAUCCAACAGAGGUUUUAGCAAGAAGUGAACAACCGAUAUAUACACCUGAAUUAGAUUGGGAAAGAUGUGAUAAUACAUCGGGAGUUUGGGCUGAACGAGGUCUUGUACCAUUGGUUAUUUUUGUUGAAGGCUGGAAAAAAACGGCUGAAGAUACAUUUUUAGUUUGGUACCAAGGAUGUGAUGUAACCAUGGGUUUAGCUGAAAUUAAAGUAUCUUUUCCACGUCCUUCAAAAGCUUCUAUUACUAAACCUAUGCUCGUUUAUUUUUUUAUCUUUCUUAGUUCAUUUGUUUUCUUCUUUUAA